AAAUCGUUCUUUCUCUUGCCAGCCUUUAGAAACUUGGCCUCACCAUUUGUGCUGGUUGAGGAAGAAGAAGAAGAAGAAUUGUUCAGUAUGAGCAGCUGGAGGAGUCUUCUGCUGCGUAUCGGGGAGAAGUGCCCAGAAUACAGUGGAAAUGUUGAUUUCAAAGAUCACAUUGACACAUGCUCCGGUGUUGUUCGUCGAGAGUUGGAUCACUAUAAAGAUGAUAUUUUGAGCUUCCUUAUUCAGUGUGCUGAACAACUGCCGCACAAGAUUCCAUUUUAUGGGACAGUGCUUGGUUUGCUGAACUUGGAGAACGAGAAUUUUGUCAAAAAUGUGCUGGAGUCCAUUCAAAACAAUUUGCAGGAGGCUCUGUACGUGGAAGAUUGUAACAGGGUUCGUAUAUUGAUGCGGUUCCUUACUGUAUUGAUGUGCAACAACGUUCUUCAACCAAGUUCUUUAGUGGUUGUCUAUGAAACCCUAUUGUCAUCUGCAGCAAUAACUAUAGAUGAGGAGAAGGGAAAUCCCUCCUGGCAAGCACGUGCUGAUUUUUACAUAGCUUGUAUUUUGUCCAGCCUACCUUGGGGAGGAGCUGAAUUAGUUGAGCAACUUCCUGAGGAGUUUGAGCGGGUUAUGGUCGGAAUAGAAGCCUAUUUAAGAAUAAGAAGACAUGUAUCUGACAUUGGUUUCUGUGUGUUCGAGGAUGUAAUCAAUAGUGACAAAUUGAUUACUGAUCAGGAUUUUCUAGAAGAUUUAUGGGUUAGAAUCGAAGAGCUUUCAAACAAAGGAUGGAAACCUGACAGUGUUCCCAGGCCCCAUCUUGCUUUUGAGGCCCAAUUGGUUGCUGGGAAAUCUCACGAUAUUGGUCCAAUCAGCUGUCCUGAGCAACCAGGCCCACCCGAAGUACCAUCUCUUAUCAUCUCUGGCAAGCAAAAGCAUGAGGCGGAGUUCAAGUAUCCUCAGCGGAUAAGGCGGCUCAACAUCUUUCCUGCUGAUAGAAUAGAGGAUCUACAACCUAUAGAUCGAUUUGUUGUGGAAGAAUAUUUACUGGAUGUCCUAUUCUACCUAAAUGGCUGUCGAAAGGAAUGUGCGGCAUACAUGGUUGGUUUGCCUGUGCCUUUCAGAUAUGAGCAUCUUAUGGCUGAAACUAUAUUCUCUCAGCUACUCUUAUUACCUAAUCCUCCAUUCAAGCCAAUGUAUUACACAUUGGUUAUUAUGGAUCUCUGUAAGGCUCUUCCGGGUGCCUUCCCAGCAGUUGUUGCAGGUGCUGUACGUGCCCUGUUUGAUAAGAUAGCUGAUCUGGACAUGGAAUGCAGAACACGACUCAUCCUUUGGUUUUCGCUUCAUUUAUCAAACUUUCAAUUCAUUUGGCCUUGGGAAGAAUGGGCUUUUGUGCUGGACCUUCCGAAAUGGGCACCACAGCGUGUUUUUGUUCAGGAGGUUCUUGAAAGGGAAACUCGUUUAUCAUACUGGGACAAAGUUAAGCAGAGCAUCGAGAAUGCCCCUGCGUUAGAGGAGCUACUUCCGCCAAAGGGUGGUCUGAACUUCAAAUACAGUGCAGAGGACACUGAAAAUAGUACUGAAUUUGCAGUUAGUGUGGAACUCAGAGGCAUGGUGAAAGGGAAGAAAACUGUUCGCGAGAUAAUUGUUUGGAUCGAAGAAAGUUUAAUUCCCGUUCACGGUUUUGAAACAACACUCAGAGUAAUUGUGCAGACCCUUCUAGACUUUGGAUCAAAGAGCUUUACACAUUUGAUCACUGUCUUGGAGAGGUAUGGCCAAACAAUUGGAAGGAUGUGCGACGAUGAGGAUAAGCAGAUCAUGCUGAUAAAUGAAGUGAGCUCUUGUUGGAAAAACAGUUCACAGAUGACAGCUUUAGCAAUUGAUCGAAUGAUGGGUUAUCGUCUGAUCUCAAAUCUAGCCAUUGUGAGAUGGAUCUUUUCUCCUGUAAACAUUGAGCAGUUUCACAUCUCUGAUCGUCCAUGGGAGAUACUCCAGAAUGCUGUUAAUAAGACAUACAAUCGUAUCUCUGAUCUGAGAAAAGAGAUUUCAAACCUGAAAAAGGUUAUUGUAUCUGUUUCAAUGGUUGCAACGAAGGCUAAGGCUGAGUUACAGGCUGCAGAGUCGAAGAUUACCCUAGUGGAUGGUGAACCUGUUCUUGGAGAAAACACUGGAAGAAUGAAACGUCUGAAAGUUAUUGCUGAUAAGGCAAUAAUGGAGGAGGUAGCCGUUCAAGAAUCAUUGGCAUCAAAGGAGGUUCUCAUUUCACAAGCCUUUUCUGAAAAUGAGACAUUAUUCCUCAGCUUAUUCAAAAGUUUCUCGACAGUUUUGAUGGGACGCUUAAAUGAGGAGACAUUUCAAGGCAGCACAAAGCGGCCAUCCAGUCAGGCAGAUGGAAUGUCCAUUGAUCUUGAGGAAGGUUCAUCUGCAAUGGAAUUGGACAAGGAGAAAACGGAACCCAAUAAAAGCGAUCCAACUGGAGAAAAAUCUGGCAGCAGCUCUUAUGAGAUUUCUGAAAAUGAGCAAUGGUGUUUAACGACGCUGGGUUAUUUGAAGGCAAUUACACGCCAAUAUGCUUCUGAGAUAUGGAAUUAUGUUGACAAGCUGGAAGCGGAGGUGCUAACAGAAGAUGUUCAUCCUCUUUUCCGAAAAGCUGUCUAUUCUGGAUUAGGUCGGCUUUGAACAAACUAUAUUAUAUAAUGCUUAAAUCUUUACUUUUCAUAGAAAACUUUCUUAACUAUGGUGGUAAGAGGUCUCAGGGCAGUGAAGUUCAGUUAGAUGUAACAAUUUUCUGUACUCUACCAGGCAGAGAUCAGUUAGUUUGUGUAUCACUUGUAUUUUAAACUAAAAGCCAACCUUCUAUAGCAUUGUUGCAAAAGGAUGGUUGAUGAGUUUUUAUUU
Impatiens glandulifera is the source of this 2892-nucleotide messenger RNA. Its product is annotated as nuclear cap-binding protein subunit 1-like. Gene Ontology annotation, molecular function: protein binding; RNA cap binding; mRNA binding. The record is from RefSeq and is a predicted model, not a curated record. Lineage: Eukaryota; Viridiplantae; Streptophyta; Magnoliopsida; Ericales; Balsaminaceae. Gene Ontology annotation, biological process: nuclear-transcribed mRNA catabolic process, nonsense-mediated decay; mRNA export from nucleus. Bases 88 to 2673 code for a protein of 861 amino acids. Gene Ontology annotation, cellular component: nuclear cap binding complex; nucleus. The transcript has 19 exons.